UACCGCUGGGGUUUAGUUAGUACAGUGUCCAAAUUUUAGGUUAGUGGUACCAGUAGAAGGUAUCGAAAAAGGCCGCUAGAAUAUCUGUAUUCUAGGAUCACCUUGGUCUUAGAAGAAGGUUUAUGCAAUUAAGACAUGGCUACAUGUGCUGCGUAAGGGGUAUACGUGAAACGACUUUUAGCUGCAGAUUUAAAAUACCAACAGACAACAUGUUAUCAGUAAACAAAACAGUACAAGUGUUCGUGAUAAAAAAUAUAUAUAUACAUGAUAACCAUCAGGGGCAAGGUUUUAAAGGCGUAUAUAACGUUUUUUUUUAGUUCAUAAAAGCUAAGGCGAAUUGGCUUCUCCGAUUAUGUAAUAAACACUUAUUCUGCGUGUCAUCUAGACGGUAACUUAUAAAAUAUUCAUUAUAACAUAUACAGCAACUCAAUCAAACAUUUAAGAUGUGGCUUGGCAUACUUGUGUAUGGUUUGUUGUAUGGUUAAUACGUACAUUCCUAUUGUAAACAUUAAGUCAAAUAUACGGCGCAAGAUAAUCUCCACACAGAACAAACUUGAGGUUAAACAAAUAUUUUAAAGCGAGUAUUAUUUUAAAACCCUAAUUAUAAAUAAUUUGCAGCAAAUUUAAAUUUAAUUCCAAACAAACCAGGCAAGCGACUUAGGUUGAGGUUGAUUGCCUGAUUAGAGUGAACAUAAUCAUUAGAAUUUGCUGCGACACAGACGGAUCUUAAGAAACGAAGGGGAAGACAUCAGUAUGAAGAUAAACGAUACACAUUUGCAUGAAGAAAACUGUGAUAAAGUUGGACGCGAAUUAAAAACAUACUUUGCUGGGAUUUUUCUUUUUGUGACUGUAAUUGGAAUAGUUGGUAACGGAGUUUCAGUUGCAGUUCUUGUUAAAAAUAACGGUCGAAAAAGCAAGAUACUAUCCAACGUAUACCGACUUUACGUUAUUGCAUUAGCGUUUGCAGAUAGCGGGGUUUUGAUAUUUAACGGUAUUUUAAGAUACGUGAUUAUUUCAUUGUUGUAUGACCCACAUAAACCCAGCUGGGUGUAUGAAGUAUACCUGUGUAGAUGGCACAGACUGUUCAUGCACGGCUCGCAUAACUUUGCUGUUUGGCUUUUGGUGGUCAUGACUUUUGACAGAUUUUUGGCAGCUUGUCUGCCUUUUACAUACAAACGGACAAACCACAGUAUAAAAAAAGCAAAAAUGAUUAUAAUAGCAGUUUGUGUACUUUCGUUCCUAUUUGCGGCACCUUACCUACUUGCUGGUGGUGUUUUUGAAUCGAAACAUGGUGGUGGUCUGCACGUGGCUGAAAUAUUCAUGAAACCGAGUGAGAAUGAAUCAAAAAACGUGAUUUUUAGUAACGAUGAUCGAUUACAUGGUACAUUGAACACCACUGAUUCUAAGAUGAAGUUGGUAUUCGGGUGUUCGUUGAUGGCUCGGGUUUCUCCAGAUACAGCAUAUCUCAUAAACCUGAUCCUGCACGUUUGCGUUGCUUUUUUGAUCCCUUAUGUUAUCAUCAUACUUUUAAACGCGGCAAUAUUUCGAAAGUUAAAUUGUCAACCCAAUAGCUCGGUUAUGGUGCGAUCGCGCCGACGAAUGAACAGAAAGAUUACGGUGAUGAUGCUUUCUGUUAGUUCGACAUUUAUUCUGCUGUGGAUUCCGCAAGCUGUAAUUAUGCUGACUCAUGCUGACGCACAUUCCCACAGUUGUGAUGGAGACCAAAUUUUGGAAUAUUUAGCUGCAUUAGGCGGUAUAACAAAUUCAGCACUUAACUUUUUUCUUUAUUGCGUCACAGUAAAACGAUUCCGUUUCGAAGUACGAAAAUUGGUGUUUUCUACCCGGACUUGCAAAACAACAACAACUAACGAACAAAAAGAUUUGAAUUCCAUAAAACAAGAUGGACUGUGA
Ciona intestinalis (vase tunicate) is the source of this 1911-nucleotide messenger RNA. The record is from RefSeq and is a predicted model, not a curated record. Lineage: Eukaryota; Metazoa; Chordata; Ascidiacea; Phlebobranchia; Cionidae.